Messenger RNA from Dermatophagoides farinae (American house dust mite), 889 nucleotides. RefSeq lists its product as uncharacterized. NCBI's taxonomy places the organism in Eukaryota, Metazoa, Arthropoda, Arachnida, Sarcoptiformes, Pyroglyphidae. The record is from RefSeq and is a predicted model, not a curated record.
AUGAAAAUUGUUAAAUAUCAUGAUCAUGAUAAAUCAUCAAAAUCCAUUGUGAAUAUUUCAAUUGUUGAUGAAAAUAUUCAUCCAUUCAAUGCUGGCCAUGAUAUUGAUGGCCAAAAUCUAUUCAUUUGUCGUACACAUAAAUUUGGUCAAAUUAUUCCGGGUAAAUAUUCACAUAAUAUUGGUAAAUGUUCUAUUGGACGUAAUCAAAAAGAAUGGCAAUUCAAUCAAUUUGAAUUGCUGAUAGAAGAUGAUGAUACAAAAUAUGAAUGGAUUAGAUUGAAAAAACCGGUCAUUGAUUUACCUGAUAAUGUUCUAUACGCUGGACGACAAAUAGAACCAUAUAUUUCCAAUAAUCGACAGCUUAAACAUCAUCAAAAUUAUGAAUUUUUAAACAUUUUAUCAUCCAAUAAAUCAAAUUAUAAAUCGAAACAAAAACGACGACGAUAUCGGCGUGAUAUAUUUGAUAAUCAUCAAAAUUGGAGUCGUAAUUGGCGUGGUUUUAUCACCAACAUCACUGAUCAUCAUCAUUUACGGCGAUUUCAUCAUAAUCGUCAAGAUAAUUUCAUUGAAAUUCCAAUUGGAAAUUGUUCACAAAACGAACAUCAUCAUGACAGAAUGAAGAUGAAACAAAAAUUGUGUUUAAAAAAUGAAAAAAGAAAAUUAAAUUAUUUUAUUGCCAAAUGUUCACUACGUACUGGGGAUAAAAUAAGUGAACAAAUAGGAAAAAUUUGGUGGAAAAAUUCUAACCAAGAAUGGAUAGCAUCAUUUCCCUUUGGUGGUCAUGAAAUAUAUUGUCUUGAUUAUUCAGUGUUGACAUUGAAAAAUUGAAUCUAAUAAAAUUUUUGUUUUUAAAUUAACUAAAAAAAAAACUAAAAAUUGAAGCAUUUUC